Messenger RNA from Stegastes partitus (bicolor damselfish), 961 nucleotides. RefSeq names its product microfibril-associated glycoprotein 4-like. The transcript is spliced from 6 exons. Lineage: Eukaryota; Metazoa; Chordata; Actinopteri; Pomacentridae. The record is from RefSeq and is a predicted model, not a curated record. Gene Ontology annotation, biological process: elastic fiber assembly. The coding region runs from base 67 to 804 and encodes 245 amino acids.
GAUAUUAAAGCAUCUGCUUCAGCUGGAGACACAUUUUCUUUUCAGGACUUGUGCACUGAUAAAAGAAUGACGCUCAGAGUCGUGCUAGCGUUGCUGCUGCCGCUCGCUGCUCGUCCGUCCCCGCUGCCCUUCGACUGCAGCGACGUCUACAGAGCCGGGUCGGGCCUGGACGGCGUUUACACCAUCUACCCUGCAGGCAGCACCUCACCUGUGCAGGUGUACUGCGACAUGAGCAAGGACGACGCUUCUGCAGAGAAGUGGACGGUCAUUCAGAGGAGACAGGACGGCACAGUGAACUUCUACAUGAAGUGGGAUCACUACAAGGCCGGAUUUGGCAGCGCUGCUGGAGAGUACUGGCUGGGCCUGGAGACGAUGCACCUGCUGACCAGAUCCAAGCCCUACGAGCUGCAGGUCGACAUGGAAGACUUUGAGGGUCAGAAAGUCUUUGCCCAGUACGCUUCCUUCUCGGUGGGUCCAGAGUGGGACGAAUACAAGCUACAUCUGGGGCCCUUCCUCAAGGGGGCAGCAGGAGACUCCCUGAGUUAUCACAACGGGUGUAAUUUCACCACCACCGACAAAGACCAAGACACGCAUAACUCCAACUGCGCCAGGCUGGCCUACGGAGCGUUCUGGUACGGGGCGUGCUUCCACUCCAACCCCAACGGCAUCUACACCUGGGGGCCUUCGCCGCACGCAGCCGGCGUGCAGUGGAAAACUUUCAAAGGCCUCGAAUACUCCGUAAAAACCAUGAUAAUGAAGAUUAGACCAGCUGCUCCUGUGAUAGGAUCCAGCGUGCUCCGCUGACAGAGUCUUGUGCUUAUUCGUAGUUGAUGGAAAUGUUCUCCGUUUGCUGGAUCGUAGUUUUAGGCAAAUGGAUGAGGUCGGGAUUAGAAACAAGGAAGUAGAGAGAACUUAAAAAACGUCUGUGAUAGACUUAAAACACCAUAAACCAUUAAAAAAA